Messenger RNA from Choloepus didactylus (southern two-toed sloth), 700 nucleotides. Its product is annotated as eukaryotic translation initiation factor 4H-like. The transcript has a single exon. The record is from RefSeq and is a predicted model, not a curated record. Bases 1 to 687 code for a protein of 228 amino acids. Lineage: Eukaryota; Metazoa; Chordata; Mammalia; Pilosa; Megalonychidae. Gene Ontology annotation, molecular function: RNA binding.
AUGGCGGACUUCGAUACCUACGACGAUCGGGCCUACAGCAGCUUCAGCGGCGGCAGAGGGUCCCGCGGCAGUGCUGGUGGCCAUGGUUCCCGGAGCCAGAAGGAGCUGCCCACAGAGCCCCCCUACACAGCCUAUGUAGGAAAUCUACCUUUUAACACAGUCCAGGGUGACAUCGACGCUAUCUUUAAGGAUCUCAGCAUAAGGAGUGUACGGCUAGUCAGAGACAAAGACACAGACAAAUUUAAAGGAUUCUGCUACGUAGAAUUUGAUGAGGUGGAUUCCCUUAAGGAAGCUUUGACAUAUGAUGGUGCACUGUUGGGUGAUCGGUCACUGCGUGUGGAUAUCGCAGAAGGCAGAAAACAAGAUAAAGGUGGCUUUGGAUUCAGGAAAGGUGGACCAGACGACAGAGGCUUCAGGGAUGAGUUCUUGGGAGGCAGGGGAGGGGGUCGCCCAGGUGACCGGCGAGCAGGCCCUCCAAUGGGGAGUCGGUUUAGAGACGGCCCGCCCCUUCGUGGAUCCAACAUGGAUUUCAGAGAACCAACAGAAGAGGAAAGAGCACAGAGGCCACGACUCCAGCUGAAACCUCGGACAGUUGCAACGCCCCUCAAUCAAGUAGCCAAUCCCAACUCUGCGAUCUUCGGGGGAGCCCGACCCAGAGAGGAAGUCGUCCACAAAGAGCAAGAAUGAGCUGGCGGCGGGA